AUGACGGGGCUGCUGAAGCGGAAGUUUGGCCAGCUGGAGGAGGACUCGUCCUCGCUCUGCUCGUCCUCCUCCUUGUCCUCCUUGGGCCACCGCUCUCCCUCCUGCUCCCCCAGCUCCUCGGUCUCCCCGGCCUGGGACUCGGAUGAGGAGAGCCCCUGGGAUCAGCUGCCUUUGCCUGACCGUGACUUCUGUGGCCCCCGAAGUUUCACUCCCCUGUCCAUUCUGAAGCGGGCUCCCCGGAAGCGCCGAGGUCGAGUGGCCUUCGAUGGCAUCACCGUCUUCUACUUCCCGCGGUGCCAGGGCUUCACCAGCGUGCCCAGCCGUGGCGGCUGCACCCUGGGUAUGGCCUCCCGCCACAGUGCCUGCCGCCGCUUCUCCCUGGCCGAGUUUACCCAGGAGCAAGCCCGGGCACGGCAAGAGAAGCUGCGCCUACGCUUGAAGGAGGAGAAGCUGGAGUCUCUGAGAUGGAAGCUUUCGGAGACUGGGGUGCCCAAGAUGGAGGCUGGCCUGCCGCUUACCGUGGAUGCCAUCGAUGAUGCCUCUGUGGAGGAGGACUUGGCAGUGGCCAUGGCAGGCGGCCGGUUGGAGGAAAUGACCUUCCUCCAGCCCUUCCCAGCCCGGAAGCGACGGGCUCUGCUGCGGGCCUCAGGUGUGCGGAGGAUCGAUCGCGAGGAGAAGCGAGAGCUGCAGGCCCUGCGCCAGUCCCGGGAGGACUGCGGCUGUCAUUGUGACAGGGUCUGUGAUCCUGAGACCUGCAGCUGCAGCCUGGCGGGCAUCAAGUGCCAGAUGGAUCACACAGCGUUCCCCUGUGGUUGCUGCAGGGAGGGUUGUGAGAAUCCGAAGGGCCGUGUGGAAUUUAAUCAGGCUCGAGUUCAGACCCAUUUCAUUCACACGCUCACCCGCCUGCAGCUGGAGCAGGGGGCCGAGAGCCUUGGGGAGCUGGAGGCCCCCGCCCAGGGUGGCGCUCCCAGCCCCGGCGAGCAGGUCCUAGCCUCUGCGUUCCCCCUAGCCAAGCCCCCCAUGAGCAGCGAACUGGGAGACAACAGCUGCAGCAGCGACAUGACUGAUUCGUCCACAGCCUCAGGCACCAGCGAGGCCCCGGAUGGCCCUGCCCAUCUGACCCUGCCCAGCCCUGGCUUCCAGCCUGGCAUGGAUGAUGAUGGCCUGGCUCGUAUCCUGAGCUUCAGUGACUCCGAACUAGGUGGACAGGAGGAAGAGGAGGAGGAUGGGGGUGUGGGCGGACUGGACAAUCUCAGCUGCUUCCACCCAGCUGACAUCUUUGGUACUGGUGACCUCACUGGCCUGGCCAGCUGGACCCACAGCUAUUCCAGUUCCAGCCUCACGUCAGGCAUCCUGGAUGAAAACGCCAACCUGGAUGCCAGCUGCUUCCUCAAUAGCAGCCUUGAAGGCUUGGGCGAGGGCAGCCUCCCUGGCCCCUUGGUGCCAGCCAGCACGGACGCCGGCCAGAGCAGCUCAGCGGACCUCAGCUUGUCCUCCUGCGACUCCUUCGAGCUGCUCCAGGCCCUGCCAGACUACAGUCUGGGGCCCCACUACACCUCCCGGAAGGUGUCUGACAGCCUGGACCACCUCGAGGCGCCCCACUUCACCUUGCCUGCCUUCUCUCCCCCUGCGGACGCCAGCGCUUGCUUCCUGGAGUCCAUCAUGGGCUUGACUGAGCCCGCUGCCGAGGCCCUGGCUCCCUUUGUGGAUGGCCAGUUGUUUGAGGAUACCACCCCGGCGUCGCUGGUGGAGCCUGUGCCUGUGUGA
Rangifer tarandus platyrhynchus (Svalbard reindeer) is the source of this 1767-nucleotide messenger RNA. The record is from the annotation of a GenBank genome assembly. Lineage: Eukaryota; Metazoa; Chordata; Mammalia; Artiodactyla; Cervidae.